This is a messenger RNA of Poeciliopsis prolifica (blackstripe livebearer), 6740 nucleotides long. RefSeq names its product SHC (Src homology 2 domain containing) transforming protein 3 (gene shc3). Lineage: Eukaryota; Metazoa; Chordata; Actinopteri; Cyprinodontiformes; Poeciliidae. The coding region runs from base 2444 to 4453 and encodes 669 amino acids. Gene Ontology annotation, cellular component: plasma membrane. The record is from RefSeq and is a predicted model, not a curated record. Gene Ontology annotation, molecular function: receptor tyrosine kinase binding. The transcript is spliced from 12 exons. Gene Ontology annotation, biological process: cell surface receptor protein tyrosine kinase signaling pathway; intracellular signal transduction.
AUUUUUGCUGUCAAAAAUUUCUAAGCAUACCUUACAGUAGGAAUACAAUGUACCAUUUAUGAAUUACAUAGCACCCAUUCACAAUAAAGACAGGGCAGACAUAUAAUUCAUAUUCAAUUACAUAGUGUUUACUUCAGUUUAAAUAAAUUCAGUCUCCAGUUACUUUUCAGCUCAAAAUAUAUUUGCAGUACAGUGACUGCAUCUCCUUCAACAAAUAAACAGUAAAUUAGUAAUUAAAUGUGUAGGUGGUAACUGUUGACAUGAAUGUGAAGGAAAAAAGAUGAUAAUGAAGGCAGUCCAACACACAGGGGUGGCAGUGUUUCUUCUGUUUAAUAUUUUGCACACAUUUCUUGUACUUUGUUCUUUUAUGAGAGCACAGAGGAAAUAUGUGUUGCAAAUAUGUCACCCUCGUUAUUGUUUACCACAUUUCUAAGAGGCUGGUGAGAAGAGGCAAAACACAAACGGCUGUCUGGAAUGGUUUCUUCCACUAUUCUGCAAGCCUCCCCUGAAUGAGUCAUCCAGCUGGCUCCUCAUUGGAUAAGACCAUGCCAUCCCAAGGGAUUGCCUUGCAGAGGCAGAAAGGCCUUGCUUCCAUUCACAGAAACACUGGUAUGCCUGCCCGUUAUUUCAUUCACAUAAAAGACUUAAUAUCGCAUGUGGGUUUUUUUUUAGCCCUUGGCUUCCUUUUUCUCGUUCUCUCUUUCCUCUUCUUGUGAUAUACCAGGACCUGCCUCAUCAUCCCUGCCUUUAUGUUUGCCUUUGUUUCUAAGGAGAAAAGGCAGACGUGCUCUUUUUUUUUUCUUCUGUCUUGCCAGGCAGGAAACAGAGAUAUUGGGAAGGACUGCAGUGCGAAAUCUGCAGCACAGUGAGAGCAGAAGCUGCUUAUGAAUGAGUGUCAGUAUUUCAGCUUUGCUAAAUGCUGCUGAGGACAUUUUAUACAGAUGUGUGCUUUCUGCUGACUGGGGGAGACAAUGAUGCUGUACUGCUCCGUUUCUUAUCGGCUUUCUUGAGCUUUUUGUUUUAUCAUUUUGGCGUAUUCACCUGAGAAAAAUGUCAGUCUCUGCUUUAUUUAUUUAUUUUAUUCGCUUCUUUUAUUCAUUGCAUUAAUUUCAUUCAGACUGAACCAGUUGCUGGGCAUUUUUCUGAAUCUUUGCCACCUUUCCAGAAGUCAAUUUUGUAAUUCAUGUCUGGUUUUCUUUGUAGAUGUUUUGGCCACAUUUAAGUUGAAAUGAUAAAUAUUUUAUUUUGGAAAAUUUAAGCUAAAUCAUUUUUUUUUCUCUUUACGCAUUUUAAGUUGAAAUAUGUUAGUGAGACGGUUAAUACAGAUUAUCUGGUAGAUUUUUGAUUGUGCGACGCUGCUCUCCGGGCUUGGUGUCUGCUUUAUGUUUCGUUGCUCUGGUAAAACAACAUGGGUAAUAUUUUUAAAUAUAUUUCCAGUCAUGCCAGCUUAUUACUGCAUUUUUCUUUUUAGUUACUUAUUUAUUUUUAUUUAAGAUAACCUUUUAUUUUGGAAUUUUUAUUAAAAGUUGCUCAUAUUUCUGAUUCAUUUGUGAGGUAAUAUCCUUGCGUAUUUUUUUCUCUUGGAAUUUUCUGCUGUUUCAAGAUCCGAUUUAAUGCAGUUUUUUUUUUUUUAUUUAUUUUUUGCCAAGUAUGAUCAUUACCCCCAACAUCCCUCCAAUCUUCAUUUACUGUCCUCUGAGAAGCAAAUAAGAAAGCAAGGAGUUGCAGGGAAUAAAUAUGAGUCCAGGGAAUUUAAAAACUGAUUGGUUCUAGUCUGCUGUUAGUGGGAGUUUUUUCCCUCUCCCUCCAACAGGAAGUGAUUUGCGGUGUUCAGCAAGCCUUUUGUUGAGAAGGUUUUCUCAGAUCAGUGAGUCAUGCUUCAGCUCUGAGCCGGCAGGCAGCAGCCAGCAGAGAGUAUUUGCUCUUCCCUUGCAGUGUCCGUGAUCAUCAGCGACAUUCAUCUUUUUUCUGUUCCAAUUUUGGGGAUUUUUUUAAAUUUUUUUUAAUUUUUUUUUUUGAGAAGCAGCUUUGAGAAGGAAAAGCAGAAGCAUCGCAGCUUGAAAACCUGCACCCCAAAAACUGGCCGGGUGUUUCUUUUAUGCUCGACUUCUUGUGCGACAGUGUUGUGUUUCCACAGAUUUUGUCUCUCACGGAUUGGAUUUCUGCUCCGGAUUUUAUUGAGAAACGAUUUUACUUUGGUGACAGCAACAGCUCUGCACAUUGAAUCGCCACUGUAAACUCAACAGAGAGAGAAAAAAAAUUACAGUCAGGUGGCCUGUGAUUGCUGAGAGGCGUUUGCUGCCUGUGCUACUGCUGCUAUGUUACAGGAGAGGGUUAUCAGUGCGGUUCGGCCACGUCUGCCUGCACGCCUGUGAAGGAGGCAGGCUGUGUGUGUUGGUUGGUUGGUUGGUGGAGAAGAGGAGCGAGCUAUAGAGAGAAGGGUAUGCUUCACCGUACCAAGUAUAACCGCUUCAGGAAUGAGUCAGUAACAUCCGUCGAUGAGCUUCUCCACGGCCUGUCCAUGAACCCCAAGGUCUCGGCCUCCUCCCACUCUGCAGUCGAGACAUCCUUCGCACCCCCAAGCGAGGUCCAGCCCUCCUCCACCACCGCUGCCGUCCCUUCCAGCAACACAACCAGCCAUGGCUCAGAGCAUCUGGAGGAUGGAGGCACCACCCUCUGCACCCUCAUCAACAAGGUCUCCGGCCUGAAAUUCAGCAACUCGGGCAGCCUGCUUGGCAUCAAGGGUCUACCCUCGGCCGUCAAGGACCUGGCUGUGUCCAAGCUGCAAGGGGGUGGGGGUGCGGGCUCCAGUCCCAGCAGCGUGGCGGCGGCGGCAGCAGCAACAGCCGUCUCUGGUGUGGGAGGGUCUCAGUGCAGCUCCCAUUCGACCCCCUGCACACAGUUGGAGACAGCUGUCAGCAUGAGCAAGAAGAGCAGACUGGACGAUCUCCAGCCUAGAGGAGAGGAUUGGAAUCCAGGUGGGGGUGGUGGACUGGUGAGCAAGCCCUCCAGAGGAUGGCUGCACUCGAGUGAGAAGAUAUCUGGUCCAGGAGUCACAUAUGUCGUGAAGUAUCUGGGCUGCAUAGAAGUCCUACGAUCGAUGAGAUCCUUGGAUUUCACUACAAGGUCACAAAUAACAAGGGAAGCAAUCAGCCUGGUGUGUGAAGCAGUUCCUGGGACCAAAGGAGCGCUGCGGAAAAGAAAGCCACCAUCCAAAGCUCUGUCCAACAUUUUGGGCAAGAGUAAUCUCCAGUUUGCUGGCAUGUCCAUCAACCUGAAUAUCUCCACCAGUAGCCUCAACCUAAUGACCCCCGACUGCAAACAGAUCAUUGCCAACCAUCAUAUGCAGUCUAUCUCCUUUGCAUCAGGUGGAGACCCUGAUACAACAAAUUAUGUUGCCUAUGUAGCAAAGGACCCGGUGAACAGAAGAGCAUGUCAUAUCCUUGAAUGCUCUGACGGGCUCGCUCAGGAUGUUAUCAGCACCAUCGGCCAUGCAUUUGACCUUCGCUUCCAGCAGUACCUGCAGUGUCCCUCAAGCAAAAUGUCCUCAGUCCAUGACAGAGUAUUAAACAUGGAGGAGUUGGCAUGGACAGAGGAAGAAGAGGAGUCAACAGAACACCCUUAUUAUAACAACAUCCCCGGCAAAAUGCCACCCCAAGGAGGCUUUAUUGAUACUCGACUGACGAAUCAGAAUGCAGCAUCUGAAGGAGGCCAAACUGGUCCGGGCUUGGUGGAUCAGACGUACUACCAGGGACGGCAUUGUGAAAACUGGGCUGACGAAAGGAAAGCCAUCUUCCUGCAGCAGGGAUCUUUUGAUAUCAGCAGUCUGCCAGAGACUAAAGGUCAGACACCAAAAGCAGCGGAGAUGCCCAUGUAUGUGAACACCCAGCAGAUUGAUGCCCAGGUGCUUGCAGCUCUCCAGGCAGAAGCAGAAAAUGCCACAAAGGGCACAGAGGAGGCAGGCAAAGAGAGCCCCCAGAAGGACCUGUUUGACAUGAAGCCCUUUGAGGAGGCCAUUCAGUCCCAGUCCCAGCCACUGGCCCCAGGGCAGUCCCAGACUCAAGUGUCCAACCUUCAGAAGGCAGCAUCUGUGGACAACUCGAGCCCUCUCCUUGUGCGAUCUUUGGCUUUCCGCGCGCAAGAGGAGCUGGAAGGUCAGACGUGGUACCACGGCAAAAUGAGCCGCCGCGAUGCCGAGAAACUGCUUAAGAGCGAUGGGGACUUUCUUGUCCGCACAAGCACUACCAACCCAGGGUCCUACGUUCUGACUGGUAUGCACAAUGGACUUGCCAAACAUUUACUGCUUGUGGACCCUGAAGGCACGGUACGGACAAAAGAUCAUAUAUUUGACAGCAUUAGUCACCUUAUUGGCCAUCACCGUGACAACAAUUUGCCAAUUGUCUCAGCUGGGAGUGAACUCUGUCUCCAUCAGCCUGUUGAAAGGAAAUUGUGAUGCUUGAAAUGCCUGAUGGGAAGCAGAGGGCCUUUAAAUGCCCUCUCCUGGAACUGGAAGAUGCCUGCAAAAGGCUCUAUGUGCUCAACACUGACCUGCUUUACUGGAGUCACUGGAGUACUCAAGAUUUGUUAAGGAUUAAGGAAAACUAUUUAUAGAAUUGCUAUUAUUUUGUUGUGAUGACUGAAAUGCUAUAUUUUUGAGAAGAAAAAUCGGUGCAUUUGGACUUAAUACUUUGAUUUGGUGUUUGAAGAAUCAAUAAAGCGACAAAUUGUUCAUGUAGUUUAGAUAAAGUGCAGAUAAAACCUCAAAGAGGCGAGAGGAAUAUUUUAAAAAUAAAAACUCUAAACUAAGUUUUUGUCUGUCAAGCACAACCAUAUUUCUACUGAAAGUGUUGACUCAGUGGUUGAAGAAUCAGAAACGGCUCUUUUAAAUAAAUUCUAAUAGAAAAAAAAAAAUGCCCUGAAACUGACCAUUAGUUUGACAGCUUGAUUUAUUAGUCUCCAUAUGAAAGCUACUUUUGUUGGAGAUUGAAGCUGUUGUCACAGUGUCGGGGAGCAAACGGACACCUUUUCAUACUGCUGUCAAUGGCUUUAGAGAUCAGCCUUUUUUUAAUAAUUAUAAAGUAUUUCCUUGUGUCACUGCAGCCGCAUGACUUCAAAUCAAUUGUUCUCGUGGCCGUGUUCGUAGACCUCGAUUCCCCUUUAUUUGAAAGGAGGUGCUUGUGUAUGCUGACACUGUAAAAAAAACAAACAACUAUAUAUAUAUAUAUUUCUGCUUUUUCAACCAGUGAUUUGUUUUGAAUUGGUUUUCUCUGAUUUCUUUUAGGUGUUUUGUCGGUGAUUAGUUUUUGGUGCUUGAUUCAUACGAUUUAAUAUCCUCCUAUUUUAAAUGAACGCGCUCGGCUCUUUGGGUGAACUUUUUAGAAAAAGGGUUUCUGUUUUUUGAAUGAUCACAAAUGAAUAGCACAAUCAGAGAUCUGUUUCAGUCGCACUGGAUGAGUGAUCACUGUUUCAAGGUGUCAUUAAUGGACAUGUUGCUUUUACAUCCACUAAGGUUAGAACAGAUUAUUCACUUGCACUUAUUGAAAAUGCAGUUGCAUAGAUUCAAUGUGUUUAUCUUAAGUCACGACUAGGCAUGGGCUGGUCAGUGUUACGUCUGUACAUAGCCCUCAUUUGGACCUACAUAUUUAGGCUUUGCUCACUCAAAACUGCCAGCUAGGUCUAAAAGUGAUUUAAACUUACAAUUAAAAAGAAAAUCCACAAAAAGUCUGUAGCUUGUGCUAAAAUGACGGAAGCAAAUUUAAAGACAGCUUGUAUUUUAUUGGUAUGAAUGAAUUUGAUUCUUUUUAUCAAAUGAGAUAAAAAAUGUCUUCCCAAAUAUUCUGAUUUUUUUAGAUAAAGAGUAAGGAGUGGCACAAACCGUGUACAUACUUGUGCUUAAAUUGCAGAUAAAGUGUUUUUACUUUUAAGCAGUAGAGGGAGUAUAUUGACAACCAAACCUUUUAUUGUUUAUAUCACCAGAAAUAAAGUCCAGCUCCCUUUUCAUGAGGAAAUAUCCUAAUUUCCAACCAGAACUGCUGCACUCUCCUACAGAGGCAGCCUCUCGAUUACUGAUUAAACAGAGAUUAUGCUGUGUUGGCAGAAUAUCUGAGGCAUUUGAUGAAUUUAUUUUGUUUUGUUUUGAGGGGGGAAUCAGUAAUUACUUAGAAAUGAUAUUAAAACCACAGCUGCUAAACUGGAAAAAUCUUGUAAACUCAUAGCUCAAGUAGUAAAGGUAUUAUAGUAAUCUAGAUUCCCCAAACUUAAGUUCAUUCCACUGCUCUUUUUUUCAGUCUUAGUAAAACAGGACUACAUUUAGACUUAUAGUAAACACAUAAAAAUAUACAGAAAAACAAGCUGAAAAAUGGUGAGGUGCGUUGUCAACAUACAGGAAAAUACUACGCUUCAAUUUCUUUUAUUUUAAACUGAAAACAACAAUUAUUCCGUCUGUUGCUAAACUAAGCUUUAAUAAUGAUGCUAUCUACAACAUUUUUUUCAUGUGGUUGAUUAAAAAUGUAGAGAAAACAUCGCUAAGUUCAGUAGUAGUUGUUCAGGUGAUUAUUGCCCAGAAUGUUAUACAUUUUUUCCAUGUUUUAUUUUGCUGUAAUUCAAUUAAUCAAACUUUGUAGAGGUAGCCAGCUUUCAGUCAGAUAUGUUGCUUGUUGCUUCCCGAUUGUUGUUUCUGAAAACUGCUUCAGAAGCUGAAGUUAUGCCUUCACUUUCUCUGGUAAUGCGAGCCAGCCUAU